CGAUGCCGAUGUAAACGUCGGUUGUGUUAUGUUUUGUCUCCCGCGCAAAAAAGCAACAGUGCUCGAAAAGGUUAAGGACGACGUUGUGUUCUUAUCUUUGGGGACGCAAGUCAUAUUACCCUGGAUGAGCGCGUACGGGUGAUUAUGGCAACAAUAGAGGUUUCAUUCCUACCGAACGGGCCACCCGCGAAAAUAUUGAAAUGGAAGGUACGCUCGGACACAAUGGUCGCGACGGGUAGAGUGUUGUUGCUGUACCAAAAUUCGACGCCAGAUACGAACGAGAAUGAUGCCAAGGAGCCUGAGAAAAAGCUGCGAGCUACAACAUUCGGCCGUGUUAAGCAAAUCCUGGCCAAAGAGGGUGACAUCGUUCAGCCUGGGCAAGUGAUAGCUCUAUUGGAAGGAUGUACACACCCUACUGUUAUGAUAGACUUAUGUGCGGAAUGUGGCGCAGAUUUAAGGGUACAAGAAUCUGGCAAAAAUGGAAAUACCGCUGGAGUAUCACAAGCUAGUGUGCCUAUGGUACAUAGUAUACCAGAAUUGAAAGUAUGUCCAGAACUAGCUGAGAAAAUUGGAAAAGAGGAUGAGCAACGUCUUUUAAAAGAUCGGAAGUUGGUGCUACUUGUAGAUUUAGAUCAAACAAUUGUUCAUACCACAAACGACAAUAUUCCACCUAAUUUGAAAGAUGUUUUUCAUUUUCAAUUAUAUGGACCAAAUUCUCCAUGGUAUCAUACCAGAUUAAGACCAAAUACCAGGCAUUUUCUCUCGGAAAUGAGUCAGUUGUACGAAUUACACAUUUGUACUUUUGGAGCAAGGAUUUAUGCACACACUGUUGCAUCAUUGCUAGAUAAAGAUGGAGUUCUGUUUUCUCACAGGAUACUUUCUAGAGACGAAUGUUUUGAUCCAGCAUCAAAAACUGCAAAUCUCAAAGCUCUGUUUCCAUGCGGCGAUGACUUAGUGUGUAUCAUAGACGAUAGAGAAGAUGUAUGGCAAGGAUGUGGAAAUUUAGUUCAAGUCAAACCUUAUCACUUUUUCCGUCAUACAGGCGAUAUUAAUGCACCACCAGGAUUGGAAAAGAGUGACUUAUUACGCUUGCCUGACCCGAUGAAUACAAAUGAAUUAUGUGUAAAUGAUUUGCAGAAUAAAGACAGUACGAAUGGCGUGUCUGAAUCAUCAAGUGAACCCGCACAAUUAUCGUCAGAUAAUUCUUCAGAAAAAGAAAUAAAUCAUCAAGAAGAUAAAAAAGAUGAGAAAACUGAAAACACAACGAACGAAACAAACGAAAUAAAGAAUGGAGAUACCAAAGCAAGCGUUGGAAAAGAUGAAGAGUCCAAUGUUCAGUCUAACAUUACAAAUAAGGAUGAUAAAGAAAAUAAAGAAAUGCCGAAAUCUGAAUCUGAACUUGAACCUGAUCCUGAACUUGAACUUGAACCAAAACCUGAACCUAAACCUGAACCUGAACCUGAACCUGAACCUGAACUAUCUACAGAAAAGGAUAGUAAACAAAAAAUGCCAAAAGAGGAGAAUAACAUAAUAGACGAAGAUGAUGAUGAUUAUCUGUUAUAUCUGGAAGAUAUUCUUCGAAGAAUUCAUACGGAAUUUUAUGCUACAUUGGAUCAAGGCAACGGUCGAAAAUCUUUGCGGGAUAUAAUCCCACGAGUGCGUUCGCAAGUUUUGAAAGGAUUAUGCUUGACUUUUAGCGGUUUGAUACCUACUCAUCAGAAGCUUCACCAAAGCCGCGCGUAUAAAGUUGCGAGAGCUUUCGGAGCAGAAGUAACUCAAGAUUUGACAGAGAAAACUACACACUUAGUCGCCAUUAGAAAGGGUACGGCAAAAGCGAACACAGCUAGAAAAGAUGCAAACAUAAAGAUCGUAAAUCCGGAGUGGUUGUGGACGUGCGCAGAGCGCUGGGAGCACGUGGACGAACGUUUAUUUCCUCUUACAACACAGGCCCGCGGAUCGAGAGUACCACCGCCACACUGCAGUAGUCCCGAACGUAUUGAAGACAUAGAAAAUGACAGCGCAAGCUCUUUCGCCAAUUCUAUUAAUCCAUUAAUGUCGUUCACUCAAGAAGAGAUCGAAUUUAUGGAUAAAGAAGUAGACGAAGACAUGGAGGAACAAGAUAUAGUUUUUGAAGAUGGGGAAGAUAUGGAAGAUAUGGAAGACAUGGAAGAUAUAGAAGAUAUGGAAGAUAUGGAAGAUAUGGAAGACAUGGAAGACAUGGAAGACAUGGAAGACAUGGAAGACAUGGAAGAUAUAGAUGACAUACAAGAGUGUGGUAGAAGGAUACAUCGACGAAGUUCUGAUUCCGAAGAUUCUAUGAACGAUGAAUUGGGUGUAUCCAAAAGAAAGAAAAGAAAGAUUUACAAUGGCAAUUCUGAUAAAAGCUCUUCAGAAGAUAAAGAUGAUAAUAACGACAGUAAUGAUGACGAUGAUGAUGAUGAUGAUGAUGAUGAUCUUGCUGCACGUUUUAGACGAGGAGGAGAUUUACCUGAUGAUUUAGAUCUAGAUGAUAAUUCACAGGAUGAUUCAAUAGAUGAUUUUGAAGAGGGGGACAAUGAAGACGAUCGAGAGUGGAAUGCGCUAGGUGCUGCGCUUGAAAGAGAGUUCCUCUCUGAGUGACAUGUUUAAAUAUUAGUAUUCUGAUUAUUGGACGAUAAUCCAAUCCAUUCAGGAUGUUUUGCGUUAUUUAUCAAGUUCGAUAGAGCGAAAGCAGGGUUAUUGAUAAUAAACAUUAAAUUAUUUGUGUAUGCUCUGAUGUUUUAGUACAGAGCAAGAUACUACAAACAUGAAACAUUUCAAGAGAGUAGACUAAAAUGUUAAUCUACGAGACAAAAUAUAAAAAAGUGAAAAAUUUUCUGCAUAGAACAGUUGAAUAAUCGCUCUAUGUUAAAUCUUCAAAUUUUGCACAUAUAGUCCGGUCGCUAUCUUUAUAUGGAAGAUAAAAAUAAAUCACGUGAUUGUUUUUUAAAAAAGCAAUUCGUAAAUAGCAAUUAUAGGAUUGUGAAUGAUACAUUAUUAUUAAACGUUGAGAUAUUUUCUCAUGUAAAAAGAACAUGUCAAAAACUGAUUUUAUCAUAAUAUUAGAAAAUAAAACUUAUUUUAUCUAAUAUUUUUAGAGCUACACUUCAAUAUUAA
This is a messenger RNA of Linepithema humile (Argentine ant), 3135 nucleotides long. It is a transcript of the gene Fcp1, whose product is annotated as RNA polymerase II subunit A C-terminal domain phosphatase Fcp1. Gene Ontology annotation, cellular component: nucleus. Gene Ontology annotation, molecular function: RNA polymerase II CTD heptapeptide repeat phosphatase activity. The record is from RefSeq and is a predicted model, not a curated record. Lineage: Eukaryota; Metazoa; Arthropoda; Insecta; Hymenoptera; Formicidae.